Molecule: messenger RNA, 2859 nt
Organism: Danio aesculapii
Lineage: Eukaryota; Metazoa; Chordata; Actinopteri; Cypriniformes; Danionidae
Gene: kcnh4b
Product: potassium voltage-gated channel, subfamily H (eag-related), member 4b
Biological process (GO): potassium ion transmembrane transport; regulation of membrane potential
Cellular component (GO): membrane
Molecular function (GO): voltage-gated potassium channel activity
Source: RefSeq, a predicted model, not a curated record
CAAAUGUAACUGUCUCUGAGGCUUCGUGUUAGAGAACAAAAACAAAACCACGAUGUUCUAGAGAUGCACAUCUUCUGGAUUUUCCUCUGUUGUGCAGGUGUGCAUGGGUGAGAGGGAAAAGACAAAGGGAUAAAAACUAAUGGAAGUUGAUAUCACUGUGUGCAUUGACAAGGAAGAAUUUGUUUGUUUCUUAUGUCAGACAUCCAUUGGACUUCAAAAGCUGGCUAAGGAAGUAUACAGUGAAGAGUCCUCAUCUGGGUGGAUGUUGGAUCGUUGAGGAUGCGCCUCUCUCUGUUGUACAUUACAUCUGCCCUGGCCACCCUUUCUUUGAAAUGUAGUGAGGAUUGAUGCUUCAUACAGGAUUUUCUCCUAAACAUCUGCUGACUCUGGAUACCUGGCAUCAUGCCAGUAAUGAAGGGGCUGCUGGCACCCCAGAACACUUUCCUGGACACUAUUGCCACCCGCUUCGAUGGCACCCACAGCAAUUUCCUCCUUGGGAAUGCUCAGGGUCACCGUGGCUAUCCCAUUGUGUACUGUUCUGAUGGAUUUUGUGAGCUGACAGGAUUUGGACGAACAGAGGUGAUGCAGAAGAAUUGCAGCUGUCAUUUUCUGUAUGGCUCGGGCACUAGUGAGCAGGUUGUUCAGGGUGUGAAGAAAGCUAUGGAGGGCAAGGAAGAGUAUCAGGCCGAGGUCCAGUUCUACAAGAAGAAUGGAAGUUUGUUCUGGUGUCUGUUGGACAUUGUGCCCAUUAAGAAUGAGAAGGGGGAGAUGGUGCUUUUUCUCUUUUCAUUCAAGGACAUCACAGAAAUGCAUGAGAAGAGCCAUCACAGCAGCAAAAUCGAUGGUACUGUCAAGUCGAACAGCAGGACCACUGGAAAGUCUCAUAUCAGUAAAGCCAGAAGGAGGGGGCAUGCCAUGAUUUACCAGCUAACCAGCCAGUUUACACGUGACAGCAAAAAUGAUGUUAAAUUAAGCCGGGACAUGUUUGAAAAACCGUCUCUGCCUGAGUACAAAGUGGCAGCAGUUCAGAAGUCUCGAUUCAUCCUGCUGCAUUACAGUGUGUCCAAGGCAUUGUGGGACUGGAUGAUUCUAUUGGCCACUUUCUAUGUUGCUGUGACCGUGCCAUACAACGUGUGUUUCACAGCGUACAGCGAUCUGGAGACGGCAGGCAGGAGCACGAUAGUGAGUGACAUUGCCGUGGAAAUGCUUUUUAUUCUGGACAUCAUUCUUAACUUUCGCACCACCUAUGUGAGUCAAUCAGGACAAGUGGUGUACGAGCCUCGCUCCAUCUGUCUGCAUUAUGCUACCACAUGGUUCUUUGUGGAUCUGGUGGCCGCCCUGCCCUUUGACCUGCUCUAUGCAUUUAAUAUUACUGUUACAUCUCUAGUGCACCUGCUGAAAACUGUGCGAUUGUUGCGUCUGUUGAGACUCCUGCAGAAGUUGGACAGAUACUCACAGUACAGCGCCAUGGUGCUGACGCUGCUUAUGUCCAUGUUUGCUCUUCUGGCUCACUGGAUGGCCUGCAUCUGGUACAUCAUUGGGCGAAAAGAGAUGGAGACCAAUGCAAGUGGAGCCUGGGACAUCGGCUGGCUGCAUGAGUUGGGCAGGCGUUUGGACAAGCCCUAUAUGAACAGUACAUUUGGUGGUCCCUCGGUUCGCAGUGCCUACAUUGCCUCUCUGUAUUUUACCUUGAGCAGUCUGACCAGUGUGGGAUUUGGUAACGUUUGUGCUAACACUGAUGGAAAGAUCUUCUCUGUUUGUACUAUGCUCAUUGGAGCUCUCAUGCACGCCGUGGUGUUUGGAAAUGUAACAGCUAUCAUCCAGCGCAUGUACUCACGUCGCUCACUAUAUCAUACGCGCAUGAAAGAUCUAAAGGACUUCAUUCGAGUUCACCGGCUGCCACAACAGCUGAAACAACGAAUGCUGGAAUAUUUCCAGACCACCUGGUCUGUGAAUAAUGGCAUCGAUGUCAAUGAGCUCUUGCAUGAUUUUCCUGAUGAGUUGAGGGCAGAUAUAGCCACACUUAAAAAAGACAUCCUGCAACUGCCUGUGUUUGAAGCUGCCAGUCGGGGUUGCCUGCGCUCACUGUCCCACAUCAAAACUUCUUUCUGCACCCCUGGAGAAUAUCUCAUCCGACGGGAUGCAUUGCAGGCCAACUACUUUGUCUGUUCUGGGUCACUGGAGGUUCUAAAGGACAACAUGGUCUUGGCUAUUCUAGGAAGAGGAGAUCUGAUUGGCUCCGACCUGCCAGGCCAGAAUCAUGUAAUCAAGACAAAUGCAGAUGUGAAGGCACUGACAUAUUGUGACCUGCAAUACAUCAGUGUGAAAGGUUUAAGCGAUGUGCUUGAACUAUAUCCUGAGUAUGCCAACAUCUUCACUAUAGACAUCCACCGAAACCUCACAUAUAACCUGAGAGAGGGCAGUGAGACUGAGGAUCUUUCAUCUUACUUCACUAGAACUCUCAGUGUCUCAACUGAGAAUAAGCGUCCAUCCGUUGUAGAAAAGGCUGAUGAUCCAGACAAGUACUUUCAUGUUCCAUCUGCUUCCAGUACAUGUAGGAAUCUACUUCUGCCCAAUCUAGGCAGCCCUGUGCGACGAACAUCUUUAGGGAACCUUUUGGAGAGGAGUUGAAUGCAAUUCAAUGCCCUACGACAUUGUCGUUCACCUGUCAGGGGCUGGAGUCCAAAUCCCUCUCCAAAACCUCCAAGCAAAGUACAGAAACAAACCCAGCAACCUUCAUCUACACCUAAACCCAUCCAUAAAACACAAACAGAUUCUGGAAGUACGGCACGCAAACCUGCCAAACUGCUCAUCCCUACUCUCAACUGCUUUGGACCACCAGAUCUUAGUCCAAGGUAA